Podarcis muralis (Common wall lizard) is the source of this 4013-nucleotide messenger RNA. NCBI's taxonomy places the organism in Eukaryota, Metazoa, Chordata, Lepidosauria, Squamata, Lacertidae. The record is from RefSeq and is a predicted model, not a curated record.
AUGGAGAGGCGCCGGGCGCUUUGCUGCUGGUGGUGCCUGUCGCUGCUGCUGGCGGGGCAGCCGGCGGCCCGGGGGCACCCGCAGCCCUGCCACAUCCUGGCACGGAUCGGGCACACCGUGCGCCUGGGCGCCCUGCUUCCCCGCGCGGGCGAAGCCGAGAGCCGGGCGCGCAACGCCCUGGCCCGCGCCAGCCGCACGGCCACCUCCGCGCUGCCCUACAACCUCAGCCUGGAGGUGGUCCCCGGGGCGCCCCGGCAGAGGGACCCGGCCUCGCUGGCCCGCUGGCUGUGGAGCUGCUCCAGUUGGACUUCGCCGCCGCCUUCCUGGAGAUCCCCUUCGUCAGCAUCCGGGAAGGAGGAAGAGGAGGAGGAGGAGGAGGAAGGCAGAGGGGGACAAAGUGCGAAGACCCCCAUGCCCUUCAGGAGCCGGAACCCCUUCCACCUUCACAUGGACCGGAGCAACGACUUCGAGACGCUCCUGGAGCUGCUGGCUAACAUAUUCCGCUCCAACAAAUGGCGCGAGGUCACCUUGGUGCUGUGCCAGGCCUGGGACGUCCCUGCCUUUGUGGACCUGUGGAGCAGCUACGCCGAGCUGGAGAGGACGGCCGUGGUGGACCUGAGCUUCCUCGAGGAGAAAGAGGCUGCCCGCCUCCUGCGCCGCCACUUGGAGGAGUACCGAGAACUUCCUGGCCCUGCUCUGCUCUUUGGCUGCAAUGCCCACCACUCCCAGCUGGUCUUCCGGACGGCCAGGGACCUCGGGGUGCUCCAGGAGUUCCACUGGGUGCUGGGGCAGCCCCAGAAUGUGGACGAGCUUCGGACGGAAGGGCUGCCCCUGGGGCUCUUAGCCUACGGGGAGGUGGGCAGGCCGUCCCUGGAGCAGUUUGUCCACGACGCGGUGGAGCUGGUUUCGAGGGCCAUUUCCAGGGCCGUUUACGUCCGCCCGGACCUUGCCCUCAUCCAGAACAUGGUGAACUGCAACGACAAGCACACCGUCGCCUCUGAGUCCUCAGGGCGCUACCUCUCCCAGUUUUUAGCCAACACGUCCUUCCGCGGCCAGACGGGGGAGGUCUUCGUGCACAACACGUCCCGCGUCCACACAGAUCGCCACUACAAAGUCUGGAGCCUCCUGAGGGACUCUGUGGGGCAGCCCACCUGGGUGACGGUGGGGACCUGGAAAGGGGGCGAGAUGGAGGUGGAGGAGGGGACGUGGCCCCAGCACCUGCAGCGCAGGAACCAGGCAGAGGGGUUCUGCCGCAUGAAACUGCGCGUGGUGACCUUGGUAGAGCACCCUUUCGUCUUCACCAGGGAGGUGGAUGAAGAAGGCAACUGUCCUGCUGGCCAGCUGUGUCUGGACCCCCGAACCAACGACUCGGCCGUGCUGGACACCCUCUUUGACGAGCUCAACUCCGAGAACGGCUCGGUCCCUGCCGAGUUCAGGAAAUGCUGCUACGGCUACUGCAUUGACCUCCUGGAGAAGUUGGCCGAGGACCUCCCCUUUGACUUUGACCUCUACAUCGUGGGGGACGGGAAGUACGGGGCCUGGAAGAACGGCCGCUGGACAGGGCUGGUGGGGGACCUCCUGAGCGGGACGGCCCACAUGGCAGUGACGUCCUUCAGCAUCAACUCGGCCCGCAGCCAAGUGAUCGACUUCACCAGCCCCUUCUUCUCCACCAGCCUGGGCAUUCUGGUGAGGAUCCGGGACACGGCCUCUCCCAUUGGGGCCUUCAUGUGGCCGCUGCAUUGGACGAUGUGGGUGGGCAUCUUCGUGGCUCUCCACGUGACUGCCCUGUUCCUCACCCUCUACGAGUGGAAGAGCCCCUACGGGAUGACCCCCCACGGGCGCAACCGCAUGAAGAUCUUCUCCUACUCCUCGGCGCUCAACCUCUGCUACGCCAUCCUCUUUGGGCGAACUGUCUCCAGCAAGACCCCCAAGUGCUGGACUGGGCGCUUCCUGAUGAACCUCUGGGCCAUCUUCUGCCUCUUGGUCCUUUCCAGCUACACCGCCAACCUGGCUGCCGUGAUGGUGGGAGAGAAGACCUUCGAGGAGCUGUCUGGGAUUCACGACCCCAAGCUGCACCAUCCGUCACAAGGAUUCCGAUUUGGGACUGUCUGGGAGAGCAGCGCGGAGGAGUAUAUCAAGAAGAGUUUCCCAGACAUGCACGAAUACAUGCGGCGGCUGAGUGUCCCCACGACCCCCGCAGGCAUCAAAAUGCUCAAGACCAACCCUCCAAAGCUGAACGCCUUCAUCAUGGACAAGUCUCUGCUCGAUUACGAGGUGUCCAUCGACUCCGACUGCAAGCUCCUCACCGUCGGGAAACCCUUUGCGAUCGAAGGCUACGGGAUCGGCCUUCCCCAGAACUCGCCCCUAACCUCCAACAUCUCGGAGUUCAUCAGCCGCUACAAAUCGUCCGGCUUCAUGGACCUUCUCCAUGACAAAUGGUACAAGAUGGUCCCCUGUGGAAAGCGGGUCUUUGCUGUCACCGAGACCCUGCAGAUGGGCAUCUACCACUUUUCGGGUCUCUUUGUCCUGCUUUGCAUUGGUCUCUGUGGCUCUUUGCUGACUUCCCUCGGAGAGCACAUCUUCUACCGCCUCAUCUUGCCUCGCAUCAAACGCAAGAAGAAGUUCAACUACUGGCUUCACACCAGCCAGAAAAUCCACCGGGCGCUGAACAUGGGUUUGGAGGAGCAGAGGAACAAAAAGCUGAAUUUGGAGAAAAGGUGCAACAUCCAAAAGAGCCAAGAGGAACCAGAGGUCCCCCUGCCGCCGCCGCCGCCCUCCAACCAGCCAGGCUGGAACAACCUCCGCCGGGCAGCCGUGAAGAAGGAGGACAAGCGCGUCCACUUCAACAUCGAGAACGCCCCGGAGGAGGCUUCGGAUGAGGAGCGAGAGGCCCCCGUCUGGCACUGCAUGAACGGCCAGGAUCCGCAGCAGGGCAGCAAGGAGGACAAAGAGAAGGAGCUGAAGGAGCUGGAGAGCAAGAUCGAGGACAUGCGCGAGCAGCUGCGGGCUGCCCUGGUGCGCAAGAGCGAGCUGAUGGUGGCGCUGGGGCCACCACCCAAGGCACCCCGCCUGCCCCCCGCCCUCAAGGCCUUGAUCAAGGAGAGCAACGAGGACAGGUGAUGCCCAGGGGCGGGGGCCGCCUCUCGCCGGCUGGCAGUGCGGGGCGGCUCCAGCCAGUUGUGGAGACGGACAGCAUGCUCAAGCUCUGGAACACUUUCGGAAAGGCUGCACGAGGACUUCUGCGCUUGAGCGCUGCUGGGAUACAGCUUGGGGUGGCCAGCUGUGGGGGCAAGGAAAAGGUUUGCUCUUGACUCUGCCAUGUUUCCCGGAGUCGUUUUGCAAGAGGGGGCUGCGGCAGGUGGCGUGCCGAGCCUGCACUUUGCAUGCAGACGUUUCCAGGAUCAACUCGCGGCAAUGCCAGUUUUUGUUUUUUUGAAGAUCUCAAGUAGCAAGCGAGUCCCAGGAGAGAGCCGUUAUAUAUAUAUAAGGCUGCUUUGUUCAUACGUUCAGGCCCCGACACACUAGAUCUCACCGCCGCAAGCUGGUUCUCGGUAGGUUCGCCAAGCAGCGGCUGGGCGCAUAGGAACAGGUCUGCAAGGACUUCAAGCAAUCAGUUGGCGCACUCUCCGGCCACCAGGUGCCAUCCCAGUGAAACGUAUAUUGGAAUGGCAGAACAGUCAGGGAAGGGGGAAUGCAGUUGGUCAGCGACAAAACACAGAGUUUUGAAAGGAAGGCAGUCUGAGGUCCAAUCCUUUCCAGCGACACCAGGGCUUGGGAGGGCCGUUGUCUUUGAGCCCCUCCACGUAGGACUCCAACUCCCAGCAUUCCCAGGGCCAGUGGUCAAGGAGGAGGAUGGGAGUUGGAGUCCUGCAACACCAGGAAAGCCGUGGGUGUCCUCAGCAGUGUCAAACGAGAGAUGGGCAAAUGUCUCUGUUCAGAAGAGGCAUUCUUUCCUGGGAGCAGGGAAGGCCUCUUCAGAGGUCAGGGCUGCAGACCAAGAGGCAGGAGUGAUG